Molecule: messenger RNA, 477 nt
Organism: Hydatigera taeniaeformis
Lineage: Eukaryota; Metazoa; Platyhelminthes; Cestoda; Cyclophyllidea; Taeniidae
Source: the annotation of a GenBank genome assembly
AUGUCUACGAGGGCAAGAAGGCGCCUUAUGAAUGAUUUUCGGAAAAUUAAACAGGAUCCACCACCAGGUGUUUACGCGGUACCUCAGGAUGACAAUAUUCUCCGUUGGCACGCAGUCAUUUUGGGGGCUGAUGGCACACCCUUUGCUGAUGGCAUCUUCAAACUCGUAAUGGAUUUCACCGAGAACUACCCAAAUUUACCUCCUACCGUAAAAUUUGUCUCAAAAAUGUUCCACCCUAAUGUUUACGCUGACGGUGCAAUCUGCCUUGACAUCCUACAAAAUAUGUGGUCUCCUUCGUACGACAUCGGCUCCAUACUGACAUCCAUACAAUCCCUCCUUGGUGACCCCAAUCCAAAUUCGCCAGCCAAUACUAUAGCCGCGGAACUGUUUGAAGAAAACACCCGGGUCUAUGAAAUGAAGGUUCGCGAAGUUGUCGAGGAGUCUUGGAAGUGUGAUGAUCUUCCAGAAUCGUCUUAA